AUGGCGAUUUUGAUCCUUAAGCAAUCUCUAAUCAUACUCCUAAUCGUAUUUUCAUCACCCAUCUUGCGUUCUCAGGCUAGAAUCCUCCGUGUAGACCGCACCGCAACCAAUACUGUGGGGAAUAUGGAUAGUCAGAUUCUCCUACGUGAACUCGGGUUUGAUCUCUCCAAGUUCAACGGUCACAACGAGAGGCGGUUUUUAGUGGAUUCCGACAGGGUUUCACCGGGAGGACCUGACCCGCAACACCAUUGA
Microthlaspi erraticum is the source of this 252-nucleotide messenger RNA. The record is from the annotation of a GenBank genome assembly. NCBI's taxonomy places the organism in Eukaryota, Viridiplantae, Streptophyta, Magnoliopsida, Brassicales, Brassicaceae.